CCACGAUGCUGGUAAUUGCGGCAGGAGAAAAAAAAGCUUAGCAUCCCUUCAUCCUGCUUUCCCCGUGAGGUGGCGCCUUUGUCGACAAUUUCUGCUAUCUCUAGCGCACGUAACGCCCGGCCAACCCGCCGUUUCCAAGGUUUCCCACGUUUCCCAUCUCUUCUAAUGACUCAGCGGGUGCGGUCCGAUGGCGCCGACACCGAGCCCCCUUGCCUGUAACGGACUCUUCCAUUAUUGUGGCUGCAGCAGUGGAUCUUCGGCAGAUAGAGCAUUACGCGAGCCCGUACACCCCGUACGAAUAUAUGAGGAAGCUUAUAGGGGGCUUGCGACCCUGGAGACCCGACGGUCUGGUUCUCCUUCUUGUUUCCGCAAACGACUGGUCCGUGCGUUCAUACAAACCCCAAUCGAAAGCCAUACUUCUACUAUGCCAGCCACAACUCGCGGUGUGAAACGUUGCUGCGCGGCGGCAGAUGUUGGGAGCAAUACUGACUCUCUAUCCCGUCCUCGCAAGAACGCUAGAACUUCGAUGAACUCAAUACCAUCAAAAAGUAUAUCUUACGAGAGCAAGCCGACGACAUCAAAGUUCCUAGAGUUCCCUGCAGAGAUACGCAACCGUAUCUACGACUUUGCCAAAGAGCAAUCCUACGAAGGCUGGUGGAACCCCGUGCCCCUUCUAUCCCGGCGGCAGUCCGACCAGUCCCCCAGCCCAUGGCCAAUCAAGCACCCUCACUCAUCAGCCCGCAAUUACUUCGGCCUCACCCAAGUCUGCAAGCAAAUCCGCACCGAGUACCGGCCCCUCUGGAUGCGCAACUCCUCCGUGCGCGUCAAGCUCGAAGCCCUCAGGCUCUGGAUGUGGGUCUUCUACGCCGGCAAGCACCAGCACCAGAACGCGCCUCAGCUGCUGCAGAUUUCCUGGGCCAACGAGGACGACAGCUCGUCCUCCGAACGCAUGCUGGACCUCACGCCCUUGAUACAGCUGCGCGCGCACCGCCCGACGUUCACGGUAGAAUUUGUCGCCGACGCGCUUGUCGAAGGACUCGGACGGCCGCUCGUGAGCGGCGAACUCUGCAGCGUGUCUGGCGAGCCGCUGCUCACGCAGGAAGACCGGCAGGCCAAGUACGACGACUGGAUCCUCAUGCAGGAGGCCGAGCACAGCUAUCUCCCUGCCUUGAACGAGUUCCUGGCCCACGACAACGCGCGUUGGCUCUCGCACAUUCGCGACCACAAGGUGUGCCGCGUGAACUGCACUAUCGACAGCUGGUUUUCUAAACCCACAGUGUUCAUUCGCUUUCCGACGGACGGCAUGCCGAAGGACGACGAGAACCAGGGCGAGGGGAUCCGCGGCUACCUCAAGAAGGUGGGCAUUUUGGAUCUGCCAGCCUAUCAGGAGCUCGGCGUUGAGGUGAGCUUUAAGGUGUAGUAACAUGGGGUUCUAAAAUUGAGAAAGAGAUUUACAAGUUAUCGAAUACUAUAUCUCUGGCUUUGAAAAGUCUGCAUAGAAGUGUGUUUUGGUUUGGAGGGUUGGAAGGACUGGCAAGAUGACGGCUGCGGAUUUCAAAUGGAAGACACACAAGACGAUUAUCUGGGAAUCUCAGCGGAGGAUAAUCAGGCUUUCUACUUCAGGGCUAUGUAUCUAGAUUUUCAGGUCACUUUUGAGGUGGUAUGAGCGAGCAGACUAGAUUGACCGUGGAUGAGGUGUGACCUCUUAUGGGAAGUACAACGGGUGGCUUCAGGCUUUGGAUUUCAUGGCGGAAUAAAUUAGCCUGUCC
Messenger RNA from Trematosphaeria pertusa, 1769 nucleotides. RefSeq lists its product as uncharacterized. The record is from RefSeq and is a predicted model, not a curated record. The transcript has 3 exons. Gene Ontology annotation, molecular function: protein binding. The coding region runs from base 188 to 1420 and encodes 410 amino acids. NCBI's taxonomy places the organism in Eukaryota, Fungi, Ascomycota, Dothideomycetes, Pleosporales, Trematosphaeriaceae.